UCAAUCAAAUGAGAAAAGAAAUAAGGAACCAAAUUAAAUUAACUUUACACAUUUCUCCAUUCAUCUUGUUUUCUUCUCAUCCUUGACCAUCAUCAUUUCCAUCAAAAUGCCAUCUGAUGGUAAAAGAAUGAUACGCGUUUAAAUCCGAAAAAGAAGGACCACUCCGUACGACAGACACACUUCUAUGCCAAAAGCACAUCAAUCACCCAUUCGAUUUUGACUUUCGGUUAUCACGCUAAAACGACAGUGUGUGUGUGUGCUCAGCCCUUUGUCUCCGUGGGGAUUCCUCUUAAAAAGAGCAAAAGAGUGGCUGGCUGGCUGGCUGGAAGAGAGAGGACGUUUGACCGCAUUUGUGCAAAUUGAUUGAUCCGCAUAACGCAGGGCAAGAACAUAAAUUAGUGAAAUUAUAUACGCGUCCAAAGCAAACCCAGCGUAUCAACAGAGGAUGGCCGAAUUUGAUCCAAAUAGCAGCAGCCUACCGGGUGGUGGUAGUUUGGAUGAAAAUACGAUUCAAGAAGGAAAUACGCAACCGAUCAUUGUUACCACGCCUGUUGGACAAAGUCCUUUUCACGAUUCAAUCACUCACCAACAACAUCAACAUCCAUCCCCUUAUGCAUCCUUGCAACCAUCAGAUGCUACGAUAGGUUUAGGUGUAUUAACAAGUGCAAAUAAUAGUCCAGCUUUAUCGGCUUCUUCACCUCAUCCAUACACGCCUUCCAAUACAGCUGGAUUUGGAGAUCAUACAGCAAACGAAACAAGAGGCACUUCAUCUUCAUCAUCCUCUUCUUCAACAGCAACAGGUGCAUCAUCACUUGAACCACAGACAAGCUUUCAUCCUUCACAACACAACUCUCCAUCACUGUCAGCAGCAUAUGCAAGCAAUCAAGGAGAAGAGCCACAACAUUACUCUCAAUUAGUAGCAUCCCAAAGUGAACAUCCAAUCACCUUCCAACAGGAACAACAGUCACAACAACCUCCUUUUCGCAGAUCAAUAGCCAGUGGUCAAUUUAUCGUUAAUCGAGCCCAACAUCAACCACAAUUUCAGGCUCAAUCACAACCACAAAUUUCCACUUUCGUUCAUCAAAAUCCUACCGAUCAGCUCACACCAAGAUUCGGCUCUGCAUUUUCGCGUGCCAGCACAGGUCAAAUACACACAGGCCUUCCCUAUCCGUACCCUGGUGCAUCUAUCCCCCCUGCCAGUUCAAAUAGCUCUUGGCUGCAAAGCGAUCCUACACGAUUGUAUCAAUCAGUUCCCGCUCCUUCUUCUCAAUUUGGACAUUAUCAUCAUUCACCUUUUCAUCCUCCUACGCCUUCAUCCUUCAUGAGCGCAAACGAUCAAGCUGCGCAUAUGUUGCAAAGAGGUGCAAGUGCAGGCACAACAAGUGGAUAUCAAUGUCCAAAUUGCGGAAAAACAUUUGCUCGAGAUGAUCUGUUACGUAGGCAUUUAGCCAGAGAAGCAAGAGCGGCUGCUCAACCUUCGCUGGAUAGACAAAAGAGCUGUUAUGAAUGUGCACGUAGCAAAGCAAGAUGUGAUUUAGAGGUACCAUCUUGCGGAAGAUGUAGAACACGAGGAAAGACGUGCGUUUAUGGUGCUAGAAGUGGAAAUCCAAACGUACGCAAAACUGUUCGUUCAACUUCGCAGGAGUAUGCAAGUGGAAUAGCGGGAGCAGGACCAUCGCAAUGGGCUGGACCUUUACCGGCGGAUGGUUCACAAUGGCCUUCUGCUGGUAUUACUGUACCUUCUAAUGCACCACAUUAUCCUUUUCCCAAAAACGAAGGAUCGGAAGACUAUGAAAGUGACGAUAGCCGAAAUUGGUCAGACUCUUACCAACAGUUCAGAGGAGAUAGAACGCUAUCUUCAUCAUCCAGUAACACGAACGACUCGUUUGACUAUGGAAACAAUAACGCCGAUCAGCAGGCUGGCUAUGCGAUGAAUUAUGCCGAUCAGACACCAUAUCUGAUAGGCCCUUCAACCAGCAUGGGAGGUAGAUUGGCAGCAGGUGGAAUCGAUACGUCUGUACCGCGUAUAAGGGCUGAGGAUGAUGAACAAACACCUAUCAGUCAGGCAAUGAAUGCGGUAAUGGGACCGCCACAAAUCACGCCUAUGCGAGGACAAACGUCAAACAAUAAUUGGCCGGGAGCAAUACCGAAUGCACCAAAUUCAAGACCAGAAGUGCCGCGCCUUUUGACAGGAGCUCGAAUGCCAAGACCUGCUGAAGCUGGCCAAGCGAGUGCAAGACCUUUGUUUAGCGCCCAAUUGGAUUUGUCUGGAUGGCUUGAAGAGCCGGUAAUUCCUUCGCCUCUUUAUAGAAUGGGACCGAGUCUCUCUGCUUUGGGGUCGAAUGCUCAAUCUUUCACUUUACCAACGCCAACCCUUGCUUCUCAGGCUGGUAAUCAGUUAUUGUCAACAGCAUUGCUACCAGCACCGUCAAAUGCCAGUCAAUCACAAAGUGCUGAUACAGUGAUGGGAGCAAACAAUACGAACACAUCAAGUUCAAAACCAUCGUCCGCUUCUGAACAUGCACAAGUUGCAGCACGAAAUUGGUGGGCAGCCGGACCGAGUGAACGAACUUCGAUUGAUUCGCAAGAAGUUGCACAAGCAUGUGCGGGGCACUUUACCUUGUAUCCUGCUUUGAUGGUCUUGCCUGAUGCAACAUCACCCGUUCCACCACUUUUUCAUCGACCUUGGCUUGCCAAUACACGAUUACAAACGCCUGCUUCAUUAGCACAAGUACGGGUUGCUUUGGCAGCUUAUCAUGUUCGAUUACCGGCAAGUGAAGGAAUGGUUUGGGAAAUGAUUAAAGCACAAGCAAAAGCGAUUGUUGCAUCGUAUGACGCUCUUGUUCAAUCGAGUGAUAUGGAGGUAUUUUCCAGUACGGCAGCUUUAUGGUUCUUGGUCAUCCUUUUGUUGAUGUCCACUGAUCCGGCAACUGGACAAUGCGUUGAUGAAGGUUUGACGGAUUCAUGUUUGGUAGGUUUGUCUCAUUUAUCGUAUUUGUUGCAGAAACGUGUUCAAGCUUUAGAGCAAGUUCAUAUCGAACAAAGACAGGCAAAUGGAGCCGCUUCGCCCUCUUUCAUCGAUUGGGGAUUCUUGGAAACGAUGCGAAGGACGUUGUUUGCUUGUUAUGCUUUGUUUGUCUUACAACGGUUCAGGGCCACAUCACCCGAACUUCAAUCACGUCUUGCGGGCGUGGAAUUGGUGAUGGAUAUCAAGCUUCCUGCUACUGCGUCUGAAUUCGAAGCUGGAAAUGAAUUGGAAUGGAGAGCAGCACAGCACGUAAAAAUUACGGAUGAUCAAGGGAUCGCUUUGGGCGGUGCAUUGACGAUGAGAGAAUUAUUAACAGCACGAUCAGCAGCACAACAACAACAAUGGCAAAGGCAAGCAUCAAAGGCUGAUCAAAACAAAGAAAAGAAUGACAGUAGUGAAAAUUCUUCUUCUUCCACCACUGUCAAUUCAGAUGAAGAAACAAAAUCUCCGAUAACGGAAGAACGCAGAAAACAAAUGUUGGCAUAUUUUGAUCGACAUGAUGAUUUUACAAAUGUUUGUUUAACUGUCACUUUUGCACUUGAUGCACGUAUUUUACCAUAGAACACUUUACCUGUCUCAUUCGUUUUUAUUAUUAUUAUUGGUUGUAUUAUUGAUGUAAACAAUUUGUACAUUUUUUAUCUGUUGUGCUUUUAAGAUAUUCUUCUCACA
Molecule: messenger RNA, 3697 nt
Organism: Meira miltonrushii
Lineage: Eukaryota; Fungi; Basidiomycota; Exobasidiomycetes; Exobasidiales; Brachybasidiaceae
Exons: 1
Coding region: 446-3589 (1047 amino acids)
Biological process (GO): regulation of DNA-templated transcription
Molecular function (GO): DNA-binding transcription factor activity, RNA polymerase II-specific; zinc ion binding
Source: RefSeq, a predicted model, not a curated record